Molecule: messenger RNA, 555 nt
Organism: Ostreococcus lucimarinus CCE9901
Lineage: Eukaryota; Viridiplantae; Chlorophyta; Mamiellophyceae; Mamiellales; Bathycoccaceae
Exons: 2
Coding region: 1-555 (184 amino acids)
Biological process (GO): protein folding
Cellular component (GO): microtubule cytoskeleton; cytoplasm
Molecular function (GO): GTPase activity; GTP binding
Source: RefSeq, a predicted model, not a curated record
AUGGGGCUUCUCAGCAUCAUAAAAAAAGUCAAGGCCAAGGAGCGCGAGCUCCGCGUCCUCAUGGUCGGCCUCGAUAACGCCGGGAAGACGACGAUCGUGAAACGAGUGAACGGGGAACCGAUCGAUGAAAUCUCCCCGACGCUCGGGUUCAACAUCAAGACGAUGACGUUCGGCGCGUACUCGUUGAACAUCUGGGACGUAGGCGGACAGAAAACGCUGCGGUCGUAUUGGAAAAACUAUUACGAAGCGACGGAUGCACUGAUUUGGGUCGUGGACAGCGCGGACGGGCGACGGAUGCGAGACUGCGCUCGCGAACUCGCGGGCGUGCUCGGCGAGGAGAAGCUCGCGGGGGCGAGCGUUUUGAUUUUCGCGAAUAAGCGCGAUAUUCAAGGCGCCAUGGACGUGGAUGCUAUGGUGGAUGCGUUAGGGUUGAAGACGCUGGUGAAUCGGCACUGGAACAUCGUCGCGUGCUCGGCGGUGACCGGCGAAGGGUUACUCGAGGGGUUCGACUGGCUCGUGAAAGACUGCGCGGAUAGGAUUUACAUGUUCGAUUAG